AUGCCCAGCAAGAGGAAGAAGAACAAGCUCCGGAUGAGAAGGGUGACAAGUAAUUCAAUAACAAACAGCCCUCUGGCUGGAUUACCUUCAGCAACCUCUCCUCAUAUUUUUUCUCUCCAUCUCUCACUGUUUAAUCAAAGCAGAGGGAUUCAUAGUAAAGUUCAUCAGACACACUUCUCUCUCUGUCUUUAUGUUGAGCAGCAGGCCCAGAGGAGGGUCCUUGAGGAGCAGCAUUCUACUGGCACAGGCAAAGGAACCCCAGGAGUGGCUGCCGUGGCACCCCCCAGUAGUAAAGGUCCAGUAGUAAAGGUCCCAGUCAUAAAGCCCCCUGAAAUAUCCAAUUGUCACCCCCUUAUUCCCCCCACUAUAGUAGUAAAGGUCCCAUUCAUACAGCCACCGGCCCCAGUCAAAGUACCAGAGCCUGAGCCUGCGGUGGCGGUUGUAGAGCCUGAAGUGGUAGCAGCUGAGGUUGAAGUUGAGACCCCAGUCAAAGCUCCAGUGGAGGUUGAAGUCGAGGCCCCAGAAGAAGUCCCAGUCGAGGCCCCAGAAGAAGUCCCAGUCGAGGCCCCAGAAGAAGUCCCAGUCGAGGCCCCAGAAGAAGUGCCAGAAGAAAUCCCAGUCGAGGCCCCAGAAGAAAUCCCAGUCGAGGCCCCAGAAGAAGUCCCAGUCGAGGCCCCAGAAGAAGUCCCAGUCGAGGCCCCAGAAGAAGUCUCAGUCGAGGCCCCAGUCGUAGAAGCAGAAGCUCCAGUUGAGCCCCCUACAGAAGAAACUACAGCAGGGCAGGAAGUUGAAGAAAGCAUCAUUCCAGGGACUGAGCCAGUAACUGAGGCCAUACCCAUUCCUGAGGCCCCUGUGUCAGUUCUUGCUGAAUUUAAGGUCGAAAACUCCGUAGCCAUUACCACAGAGAUCGCACAGACUCAUGACGAGCCGUGGCUCGAGGCUGAAGUGGAGGCUGAAGUGGAGGCUGAAGUGGAGGCUGAAGUGGAGGCUGAAGUGGAGGCUGAAGUGGAGGCUGAAGUGGAGGCUGAAAUAGUUGACGAGGUCCAUGCGAAAGUAGAGGCAGUAGUUGAGGAAGAACCAGAGCCCGAUCCCGUGGUCAAGGCCGAAGCUGCCCCAGUUGUAGAUGCUGAACUUGAACUCGAAGAGUCGGGAAUCAAAGACGGAGACAGUCCUUUUGUCAAAGCUGAAGUCAUUCCUGAAGAUAUUGAUGUCGAAGAGCAUGAGACUGUUAUGACAGAGGCACCUGAAGAGGUUUCAGUGGAGACAGAAAUUAUCCCAGAAAAGCUGUGGAAGCCCGUGGAUGCACAGGUCGAAGAAGCCCCCAUAGCCGAGGUCGCUCCAGCAGAGCUCCUCGUAAAGGCCCCAGUAGACCCUGUCAUCAACAUAAUGGCUGACUUUGCCAUCACAGAAUCUGUUCCCGUUGUGGAGGCAGCCAUGGCUGAGCAGGUGCCCGCAGUCCCAACGGAUUCACUUGACGCCCUAUCGGAGUUGCUGAACGACAUCACUCGAGUCACUGAGCCUGCCCCUGUCACAGCUGAAAAAGUCAUUGACGAGCCAGAGUGUGAGGAGAAAGAGGUGACAAAGAUGGGGGUGAGAGACGACGUACUUCCACCCGAUUACCGGCCCUGCUCGGAGGGCCUGCUGGCUAAAGAGGAUAUUGAAGCCCAGAGACAAAUCGAGGCUAAAAAGGAUGCCAUAGAUGAGAAGAUGGUCCUUGACGUCAUCUCUGGAGAUUUAUCCGCCCCCCACCCUGUCAUCUCAGAACUGCAGUGUCACACGCAGCUCGCCGCCCCCAAGGAUAUCCCAGCAGAGGCCGUGCUGAAUGGACAGAUGGCAGCUGAGGUGGCCAUUGAGGGAUAGAUCUCUAUGGAUUUCCUCAGUCAGUAUGAAGGACUGAAGAGAGCCUGACGGUGAGCCGACCAGCGAACUUUACUUUUCAUUUUUUAGGGCUUAAAGGGACCGCUGGGAAAUUUGACAGACAUCCAACACUCAGUGCCUUUCUUCCUUGGGUUCUUACAAAAAAAAAUAUUAAACAAGUUUAAAAUGCGAUAUGAAGGUGGGGGAAUAAGACGUUUUUUUUUAAAUCAGAAUGUGACUUUGGAAUAAACAAAUGAUGGCUUUCAUAGAUUUCUGUAUCCCAUUGCGUGUAUUGUGGAUUUACAUCAAUUGUAAAUGGCAUGCAUUGUGUAUGAAUACUGUAGAAUUGAUGAAGGUGGCAAUGGCUUGUCUUCACAUUUGGACCAUGUUUGUAUGGAUGAGAGGGAUUAAUUCCUUGUACACGUUUCCUGUUUUAACCUGGUUUGACUCCUUUUUGUGAAGGGACAGUCUUCUCCCUAUCCCCAUUGUGGUACUUUUGUUUUUUCAGGGACUGUAUGAUGACAGCUCCACCCUCUUUACUGUGUAGUGUCAGUGUGUCUACAGUCCCAAGUCUGUCCUGGGCAAUGUGAAAUGGUGUGUAGUUUUAGGUCCUCUGACCAGAUGCUCUUAACAUUUAAUUACCUACGCUGCCAACUGAAAACAGAGUACGGGGGCCUGUAGAUCCUGUUUUUAGUUUUUCUGUUUUGUAUAGACCAUAUGAUGUGAUACAACCGCUGUUUGUGUUCAGUUACGUGCUCUGGAAGAGACCAUGGGGUUGUCAUGUAAUUGAGGAGCUGGGUUGGAUUUCAUUCACCUUUUUGAAUAAAGAUGUUACUCACUAA
Salvelinus fontinalis (brook trout) is the source of this 2699-nucleotide messenger RNA. Its product is annotated as calphotin-like. Bases 1 to 1860 code for a protein of 619 amino acids. The transcript has 13 exons. The record is from RefSeq and is a predicted model, not a curated record. Lineage: Eukaryota; Metazoa; Chordata; Actinopteri; Salmoniformes; Salmonidae.